AUGGCAGCACAAGGCGAGUCCUACCGUCCGGCUUUCCCGCCUCAGCCCAAACCACACAUCUCGUUUGGGCUCCCGUUCGCAGCCGCAUGCGCCCACCACAUCAGCAACACCUUUCAUGCCUCACGGGUCUACAUCAUAGUCUCCAAGUCUAUCUCCCAAACCAACGCCUUCACCCAGUUACGAGAUGCGCUGGGCGAGAAAGUGGUCGGGGUGAGGCAGGGCAUGAAACCCCACACGUCGUGGGACGACAUCCUGGAGAUCGUGCUCGACGUCCGGGGAAAAGACGUGGAUGCCAUCAUCACGCUCGGCGCGGGGAGUCUGACCGACGGGGCAAAGGUCGUCACAUUCGCACUCGCCAACGACGUUUCGACGCUCGGCGAUCUGGAGAAGCUGACUGCGGAGGCUGUUGACCCCCAGAAAGCAGUACCGUGUCGGAUUCCCGUCAUCAAUGUCCCGACCUCGCUUUCGGGCGGCGAGUACUCGUCCUUUGCGGGCGCCACGGAUAUGAGGAAUGGCCACAAGACUCUGUUCGCGCACCCUUCUAUGGGCGCCGACCUUGUCGUCCUCGAUCCAGAACUAAGUAUCUCGACGCCCGAGCGAAUCUGGUUGUCCACCGGUAUCAGAGCUGUAGACCACUGUGUCGAAGGGCUGUGUUCCCUCGACAGCAGAGCUACGGCCGAGACAGCUAAGGGGUUCGCUUCGGGGCUAAAACUGCUGGUGCCCAGCUUGCUGUUGACGAAGAGAAACGGGGGAGACGAAGAGGCGAGGCUGCGUUCUAUGCUCGGAGUUAUCGACUCCAUGAAAGGUGUUGGGGCCGGCGUGCCGAUGGGUGGCAGCCAUGCAAUUGGACACCAGCUGGGCCCAUUGGGCGUCGGUCACGGCGAGACGAGCUGUAUCAUGCUCCCUGCCGUACUCAAGUAUAACUACGCCCACGGGGACGAGAAGGUGCGGAAGCCGCAGCAGAGAGUGCUGGAUCUGCUCUGGGCCGAAGAACCCGUCGCCGAGGUCUUGAAAGCCCGAGGGCUGGAGCAAGACAGUGCUGAUGCGGGAGAUGUCGUUGGUGCUAUCAUCUCCGAGCUGGGCAUGCCGAGGACGUUGAAGGUGGUGGGCGUUGGCAGGGAGAAGCUGGAUGCUCUGGCAGCCAACUGCUUGAAGGACCACUGGCUUCCAUCGAAUCCGGUGUCCUUGGUCGAGAAGGAGCAGGUGCUGGAGGUGCUGGAAAUGGUCGUGGAGUGA
Messenger RNA from Drepanopeziza brunnea f. sp. 'multigermtubi' MB_m1, 1236 nucleotides. RefSeq lists its product as uncharacterized. The record is from RefSeq and is a predicted model, not a curated record. Lineage: Eukaryota; Fungi; Ascomycota; Leotiomycetes; Helotiales; Drepanopezizaceae. Gene Ontology annotation, molecular function: alcohol dehydrogenase (NAD+) activity; metal ion binding. Gene Ontology annotation, cellular component: mitochondrion.